CUCAGGGAGGCUUGGGCAGCAUUCUAGAGCCUGUGUAUAAAGCUUUCAGACUCUGUAACUGCCCACAUCUUUAAAGAGCAAUAGCCUGUGACGGAAGACUUGUAAGCUGAAGAAGAGGUGACCAAAAACUUCAGUCGUUCCUAUUGAUUCGCAACCUAAGCAAGGUGGCCAGGAUGUCUUAAACUGAAGUGUGGCUGACUUGUUCUCCUCUUGCUUCUGCUAAACCUGUCAUUUACUCCAUCCUUUAUAGUGAUGCUACAGGACAGAGAGGAAUGGAUAAAAACAUUGGUGAGCAACUCAAUAAAGCUUAUGAAGCCUACCGACAGGCAUGCAUGGAUAGAGAUUCUGCAGUAAAAGAACUACAGCAAAAGCAGACUGAAAACUAUGAGCAGAGAAUACGUGAGCAACAGGAACAGCUGUCACUUCAACAAACUAUUAUUGACAAGCUAAAAUCACAAUUACUUCUUGUCAAUUCCAGUCGAGAUAACAGUUACGGCCGUAUUCCCCUGCUUGAAGACAGUGAAGCAAGGAAGAAUAAUUUGACCCCUGAUCAGCCACUUGAUAAAGUAAAAUCAGGAAUACCAAGAGAAAAAGAAUCAAAGGAAAGAAGACAAGAGGUAUCUUCUCCUAGAAAAGGAACUUCACCAAGGAGUUUUGACAGUCCUUUAUUCCAUGAAAGGAGUUACAUAGAGAAGACUUUCUGGGAUCUGAAAGAAGAAUUUCAUAGAAUAUGCAUGCUAGCAAAAGCUCAAAAAGACCACUUAAGCAAACUUAAUGUCUCAGCCACUGCAGCUGGAACACAGUGCUCGGUGCCUAUACAGUGUACGGAUAAAGCAGAUAAACAAGAAGCGCUGUUUGAGCCUCAGGCUAGCGAUGAUAUAAAUAGAAGUGCAUCCUGUCUCACAUCUGUCACACCAAGAGGACUGGGCCGAGAUGAAGAGGACACCUCUUUUGAAUCACUGUCUAAAUUCAAUGUCAAGUUUCCACCAAUGGACAGUGACUCUGCUUUCUUGCAUAGCACUCCAGAAAGACCCAACGUCCUUGGUCCUGCUGCAUCUGAGGCUGUGUGCCAGGAUAAAUUCAAUGUAGACAUCAGAGACGACCUGGGAAACUUUGUUAAAACAGAAGAAACUUUAUUUGAAAUUCAGAGAAUUGACCCCGUAGCCUCAGCUAUACAAAACCUUAAAACAACUGACAAUACAGAAUCCUCAAAACUUGUAAACACUUGUAUCAGGACCACUCUGGAUAGAACUCCGUGUUUGUCACCUGGAGACCAUAAUGCAUUGUAUGUAAAUACAUUACCACUUGAGGACCUGUCUGAUACACCUUUUCCUUCACUUGAUUCCCCAGGAAAAGCUAUCCGAGGACCACAGCAGCCUGUUUGGAAGCCCUUUCCUAAUCAAGACAGUGACUUAUCAUCGGUACUAAGUCGCACAGGCUCAGAACUGCAUAUACCUCGAGUAUGUGAAUUCUGUCACGAAGUUCUCCCACCAUCCAUUACUUCCAUGGGGGAUUUCCUCCGGCAUCUUAAUUCACACUUUAAUUGAGGAGACUUAAGACGCAUUGAAAACAGACAUAUCACUGUUCUAUGUGAUGAUUUGGGAUUUGUAAUACUGUAGAUACUUGAUUGCAAAGUUAGUUCAAGAUCAUUUAUUGAAAAAUCACAGAUAUUUGAAUUUUUUCUAAACUUAUAUUGUAACCCUCCUUUAUUAUCUUUUAAAAGAUCAAAUUGCAAUUGUGUUCAUGUUUACAAUGUUUAUUACCAUAAUUCAAAAUUAUGUAUGAAUUGUAUGACCAUAAUUUAUGUUUGUUUCAACUAUCUAAGCUUAUUGCUUGGAAUCCUAGUUAUAUCUAUUGAAUUUGGUGAUGUCAAAUGUUUCAUUUGUUUUCAUUAAAAUUUUUAAAUUAUU
This is a messenger RNA of Myotis davidii, 1910 nucleotides long. RefSeq names its product TRAF family member associated NFKB activator (gene TANK). Gene Ontology annotation, biological process: canonical NF-kappaB signal transduction. The record is from RefSeq and is a predicted model, not a curated record. Lineage: Eukaryota; Metazoa; Chordata; Mammalia; Chiroptera; Vespertilionidae. The transcript has 8 exons. Bases 273 to 1547 code for a protein of 424 amino acids.